UUUUGUUAAAUAAUAAAAACAAGAUAUAGAUUUAUCUGAUAUUUUUUCUAGAUAUUAAAACGAUUCUUAAAUUUCUUCUAAAUCAAUAAUUUAAUAAUAAUCUUUAAUAAAAUAAAAAAGUGCUUUAGAUUUAGAAUAUUUUAAAAAGAGAUAUUCUAAUAUUGAAAAUAUGGAAGUAGAAGACCCAGAAGAAAAAAAUGAAAAAUUAAAAAUAAAAAAAAACUAAAAUAAAAUGACCCCAGACACAUCUUUAGAAAAAAUUAAAUUCCUAGAAAAAUAAUAAUAAUUAAAAUAAAUUUCUGAAAAAAAAUUAAAAAAAUCUGAACAAAAUAAACCAAAUAAUUUCUUAUUAGAUAAAGUUAUAUAUGUAGAUGUAAAAACAAAUGAUGGUGAAAAUAUAUCAGAAUCUUUUUAUCCAAUACUAGAAAGCUUAGGAGCUUAAAUAAAGAAAAAAUUCUCAAAUAAAAUUAAUAUCAUGAUAUGGAAAGCUAAUUUAUAAUGGCUUGAAUAGUGUUAGGAAUAAAAAAAGUUUAUUGAAAUAAAAGACAAGUACAAAGUUAUAGUAUAAUCAAAGAAUUCGGAAAAAAGUUCUGAAAAAGAAAAGAUAUUGUUAAUUACAAUUGGGUAGUUGAUAAUUAAUUAAAAAAUUAUUUCUGACAAAUGGUUAUAUGAUUGUAUUAUGUUAUAAAAAAUACUUCCUACAGUGUCUUAUAAAAUAUACUGA
This is a messenger RNA of Ichthyophthirius multifiliis, 724 nucleotides long. RefSeq lists its product as hypothetical. NCBI's taxonomy places the organism in Eukaryota, Ciliophora, Oligohymenophorea, Hymenostomatida. The record is from RefSeq and is a predicted model, not a curated record. The transcript is spliced from 6 exons.